Molecule: messenger RNA, 2595 nt
Organism: Cryptococcus deneoformans JEC21
Lineage: Eukaryota; Fungi; Basidiomycota; Tremellomycetes; Tremellales; Cryptococcaceae
Product: uracil permease, putative
Exons: 8
Coding region: 733-2415 (560 amino acids)
Biological process (GO): transmembrane transport; nucleobase transport
Cellular component (GO): plasma membrane
Molecular function (GO): nucleobase transmembrane transporter activity
Source: RefSeq, a predicted model, not a curated record
GCAAAUCAAAAGUCGAUGUGAAUAAAUUAUUAUUAGUCUUUAUCAGAACCUUCGUUCACGGCUAUAGACAUUGCCUUUUUCCGACCACGUCUUGCGCCGAGGGCCAAUCACCUAAGGCCUCAGGGCAGCUCCAUUUUCAACGGAGAAGGCAAGAAGGCAAGAAGCUCUGAAGAUCUCAAACCAACCAACCACAAGUCACAAGACGCAAGGCCCAGGGCUCUGGGACGUUUAAUUCCGGUCUCUCAGGCUACUUACUACGACAUCAUUAUUGGUUGUUGGAAGUGCUUCUCGUCAUUGAUACCUUUCUGAGCGCAUGGAGAUCGUCAGGACACAGAGCACGGCCUGAUGAUACUCGACCAAGCUAACAUCGUAGAUAUGCAGGAACUUCGGUAGACAAAACGGGAGGCAGAUUGUUACCUCGUACAGGACUGACAUACGACUGACGCUGACCUUUGGCGUCUGGGAGUUUGCUUAUCGUAGAUCAAAGAAGAAGCUAUUUUCAUCUAUGCCUUAGUCUUCUUCAUAAAUAAGCUACAGGCCAAAUUCCAUUGGAGCAUAUCUAACUGAUAAGCAUCUCAGCAAAACAUAAUCACACCAAAGCGGCCGAGAAAAAGCGGAACAAGACGAGGAGAUUGAUGUAUAUAUAUAUAUAUAUCUUGAACUCGGAAACACCAACAACUAUACUCAACUUGCAAACCUCUGGUACGAACACCUACGAUUCACAUCUACAAAAUGACCACAAGAUUAAGAGUCAAGAGGAUUCUGAAGAAGCUUGAGAGUGACCAUGCUGAGGGUCUUACAAGUACAGAGAUGUUCCUCGCAACCGAGGACCUCUUACCUGUCAAAGAGGAACAAAAGACUUGGGAUGGUUGGAACUUUGCUUCUUUCUGGAUCGCUGACAGUUUCAACUUAAAUACAUUUACUAUUGCUUCAUCGAUGAUCAGUGCAGGCCUUAGUUGGUGGCAAGCCUUCAUCUGUGUCAUAAUCGGGUACUCCCUCGUCGGUCCGCUCAUCGUCCUUAGUGCGCGUCCUGGCGCUGUCCAUGGUAUCGUCUUCCCUGCUGUCUGUCGUACCACGUUUGGAUUAUUCGGCAGUCUAUGGCCUGUUCUCAACCGGGCAGGAAUGGCUGCGAUCUGGUGGGGCGUGCAAGGAUGGCUCGGAGGUGAAUGUGUUUAUGUAUUGCUCAGAGCGAUCUGGCCAAGCUAUCCCAAUAUCAAAAACAUAAUGCCUGCAAGCACCGAAACUACUUCAGCUUAUGUUCUUGCCUUUGUAAUUUUUUGGCUCCUUUCUUUGCCCACGAUCUGGGUUCCCAUCCACAAGCUUCGGUGGCUCUUCGCAGCCAAAGCAAUAGUCGGCCCUAUCGUGGGCUUUACUCUCUUUGGAUGGUCAAUCACUCGUGCAGGCGGUAUUGGUCCAGUCUUCUCACAGCCUGCUACCUUGUCUGGCUCCGCUUUGGGGUGGCAGAUGCUGAUCAGCAUCUCAAGCUGCUUCAACAACAUGUUUACUCUCGUAGUCAAUGCCCCUGACUUUGCCAGUAGGGCUAAGAAGCCCAGUGCUGCCGUAUGGCCUCAACUGAUUUCAAUGCCGCUCGGCUUUACUGUCACCUCUUUCUUGGGUAUCGUGAUCGCUUCUGCCAGUGCUCCUCAAUUUGGUACUCAGAUCUGGGAUGUUGUCCAGAUUAUGGACAGAAUGCUUGACGGUGCCUCCUCAUCUACACGAGCGGGACUUGUUUUUAUCUCUGCUGGUUUCGUCUACGUUCAGCUUUUGCUCAAUGUUGCUGCCAACUCUAUUUCUGCCGGCUGUGAUUUGACUGCCCUCUUCCCUCGAUACCUCUCUAUUCGCAGGGGUGGAUACAUUGCCGCCAUCAUCGGUAUCUGCAUGAACCCCUGGUUGCUCUACACGUCUUCCUCCACCUUCAGCACUUAUCUCAGCGCUUAUGGUGUUCUUCUCUCGUGUAUUGCGGGUCCAAUGAUCACCGACUACUGGUUCGUUCGAAGAGGACACAUGCGUGUAAACGACUUGUAUUCUGCGGAGAAGAGUGGAUGGUACUGGUACACCUGGGGUAUCAACUGGCGCGGUUAUUUGGGCUACAUCAUCGGCUUUGCCUGUAACGCACCUGGUUUCAUCAAUUCUAUCAACCCCAACAUCUACGUCCCUGUAGGGGCCCAGCGUGUAUACUACCUCUCUUGGAUCACAGGUACUGGUAUUUCCGGUUUUGUUUACUAUCUGGCUUGUCUCAUCUCUCCGCCGCCUGGAAUGAACAGGACUUUCAUGGAGGUUGAUGAGAGUAAAGAUGAGUUGAGGGUUGAUGAGAUUGCUAGGAUGAGAAUGCCGCAAGAGGGUGUGGAAGCGCCAGAGAUAUCGGAAAAGAAGGUCAGCCAGGAGGGCCAGGUGUCUGUGGUGGAAGCGGCGUAAUGGGGUCCAGAUCCUAUAUUUUUUGCUCAGGAGCAUAGUUUUUGGGGCUCGCACCGUUGUAGCUUAGGGUUUUUUUUUUCAAACAUUGUAGAUGGAUCAAAAUGUGUUUAACCUCCAAUCAGUCAGAGGUUUCGAGUCGUUGAGCCUAUUUAUGUUUUCCGAACAAUAGUAUUUCGAAUA